UGUAUUGUUAUUUAUACAAUACUAGUAUUGGUGUCUAUGCAGUGGAUGUUCUUAGCUUUUGCUCGUGUCAAGGCUAGUUGAGGUAAUGUAUUAUAGCUAGUCUCAAGAAGUAGGCUAGCUAGCCAGCUAACCUGCUAAUUUAUUAGCUGUGUAAAUUAGCAAAUCAGCUAGCUAAUCGAGGGAAAUGCCGAUCCGAAAUAAUCAACAGCUUUUUCAUUAUUAGGCUGUCUAGGUAUGAAGUGAAUUUUAAGAUGCAGCUACUUGGAUAUCUAGUAGUCAGUUGUGUCACUCAGAGGUGUCAGACUAACGCCUUAGUUAGCACUGUAACUAGCUCAGUCAGCUGUCAAAUACGGGGUGGCUCUCCAAUGGACAGCAGCUGGGUCUGGUGGUCUGCUGAUGGUGCUUUCAAGACAACUGGGAACUCCGAAAAUACGAGGUCAAAUCAUGACAUCAGUGAUCUUCAAGUCGGAAAGUCGGAGUUCUAGAAAGAGGGCCGAGUUCCCGAGUUGGAUUACCGUUCAAAACGAUUUUUCCCAGUCGGAGUUCCCAGUUGUUUUGAACGCAGCAUGAGUUCAUAGAAGGGUUGGCUGACUACGUCACGAAAUUGACCCGCCCGCAUAGAUGUGGCCAGAAGCCGUGCGUUAUUAUGAUUCGGAAAGGUCAGAUAGCUAGUAACAAUGACAUGAAGCUGGCAUGUGGGGAAUCGUGUUUCAUGUGAGCCUGGUAUGAUCUGUCCUCAGUACUAUUUACACUGGAAGAAAAAGGGUUUGUGAAACGUCUACCAAAAUGUAUAGUCGCCCUGGCUAAGUGUCUACUAAAUGACAAAAAUGCCUGCCCAUUGGCAGAUGGUAUCCUUAUUCGACUUGGCUUCCUCUGGGAGAGGCUAACUGUGUGGCAGUAUGUCAAAUGGGAACGAGUCCUGCAUAUUCAGAGAUGGAGCCGAGUUUGUGGCCUGCAUCUUUCACGCAUUUGAGGAAUGGUCAGGACUAGGACCCCUGGAAGACUAUCUGAGCUAUCUGGAGUACCUGGCCUGGGUUUUCACCCCUCUGGUCGUUGUUUUCAUCCUGCCCUUCCUCAUUGUGAUCCUCCUCUACUUCUCCAUCCUCUUCCUCCAUGUGUACAAACACAAGAACCAGCUCAGGGAGGCCUACUCCAACAACCUGUGGGAUGGUGCUAGGAAAACUCUGGCAACGUUGUGGGAUGGCCACGGGUUCAUAUGGCACGGAUAUGAAAUCCAUGGUAUGGAGAAGAUUCCAGAUGAAGGAGCAGCUCUUAUAGUCUAUUAUCAUGGGGCUAUUCCCAUUGACUAUUAUUACUUUCUGGCAAAUGUAAUCAUUCAGAAGGGACGGAUUGUUCACUCAGUCGCUGAUCACUUUCUGUUCAAAGUUCCAGGGUUCAAGCUGCUGUUGGAGGUGUUCAGUGUGAUCCAUGGGCCCCAGGAGGAGUGUGUGAAGGCCCUGAAAAGUGGCCACCUCCUGGGCAUCUCUCCUGGAGGCGUGAGGGAGGCCCUCCUCAGUGACGAGACCUAUCCACUUGUCUGGGGGAAGAGAAAGGGCUUCGCACAAGUGGCUAUCGAUUCCAAAGUGCCAAUAAUUCCAAUGUUUACUCAAAACGUCAGGGAAGGAUUCCGAUCUCUCGGCGGGUUAAGCUUUUUCAGAUGGUCGUAUGAAAAGUUCCGCAUGCCUAUGGCCCCUGUCUAUGGAGGUUUUCCUGUGAAGUUUCGUACAUACUUAGGUGACCCCAUCCCAUAUGACCCUAACAUUAGUGCAGCAGAAUUAGCUGAAAAGACCAAGCAAGCAGUUCAAGCACUCAUUGACAGACACCAAAUCAUUCCUGGGAAUGUCCUUCGAGCAUUACUAGAGCGAUUCCACAGCAGGCAUAAAGAAAAAUAGCAUUUUGAAUAGCUGUAAGGAAUAGCCUUUAUUUUGUUAGAUGAAGCAGUUACUUAUUUUGAAGACAAACUGUUACAUAUUGAAAGUGUGAUCAAUUGUAUGGUUAACUACAGAUUUGGAUCUUAGUUUGAGCCAGUCUCCUACAGCAGGAAAAUAAUACAGCAGCAACAGGAAAUGUGAAUUAUUAUGUGGAUUAUAAUGAAUGGACAUUUUUGUAGCGGUUGAUACAUUUUUCGUAAGGAAAAGCCUUUUUUAACCUCAAAUACAGUACAAGUUUUACAUUUCCUGGAAAGUUCUCCUGCAACAGGCUGAUCAAAUUAAGAUCCCUCACCUGUACAUUAUUAUUGUAGGUGUAUCUUCAGGAGCUUUUUGCACUCAGUUUUUGUCACAAAACAACAUGUACAGAAGGUAAAUUGUGAAGGUAUAAUACACCAUACAACUGUAAUUAUGUCAAAUGUGCAAAUUGAAGAAAUUGUAUAGUGUGUUUUUUCUUCUGAAACUCGUCAGUCUAUUCUUGUUCUGAGAAAUGAAGGCUAUUCCAUGCAAGGAAUUGCCAAGAAACA
Coregonus clupeaformis (lake whitefish) is the source of this 2455-nucleotide messenger RNA. Its product is annotated as transmembrane protein 68-like. Gene Ontology annotation, cellular component: membrane. Gene Ontology annotation, molecular function: acyltransferase activity. The transcript is spliced from 8 exons. The record is from RefSeq and is a predicted model, not a curated record. The coding region runs from base 900 to 1892 and encodes 330 amino acids. Lineage: Eukaryota; Metazoa; Chordata; Actinopteri; Salmoniformes; Salmonidae.